CUAACUCAAAAGAUAUAGGUCUGAUGCGAAUCUCCAUGGUCAUAGCACCUGAUGAAGGAGUCUCGGAAGCUGAUAUGCGGGAAGGAUUACUUAAUCGAGUAGGAGUAGAAGUUAAAACUUGGUUAAAUUCACUUUAUAUGACUGAAGGAAUCGACGGUCAGGUGGAUGGUAAAAUUUCUUUACCAGAGGUGAUUCCAGUGAUUGAAUUCCGUCAGAUGGCAUGGAAUGCUCAUUCUAUCAACGGCAAAAUCAAGCGGGUUCCAUACGGCGGGAUGUAAUCUAGACCAUGAUCCUUCUACAAGAUGAUGGCGUGAUAAUAAUUCUCUAAAUUCAUCGAAGGGUUUUCACUACACGAAUAUGACAUCCAGCGUUCAUUGAAACCCAAAGCUUCAACGAGUCUAUGACAGAGCAGUCUUCACUUAUCUACAUUGAACGCGAUUUUGUCUAAGCAUCGCGCUAAAUUAAAUCUUUUCACUAAUUGUUCUUAUACCAUCAAAAUCACGCUUUUCGCCGAGAUAAAUGUAAUGAUGGUUGUGUUAGUCUCUUGUGCGACCGAACUUCCAAUCUCACAAUGUUGGUUGGUGUCAGUGAUGAUAAGAUACCUGACGUUUUGUACUUCAACUACUUAGGGUGACAUUCAUCAUCGUCAAGAUAGGUUUGGUUCAGGUUUGAAAGUAAAAUUCGCUGGUCAGAUUCCU
Molecule: messenger RNA, 698 nt
Organism: Melampsora larici-populina 98AG31
Lineage: Eukaryota; Fungi; Basidiomycota; Pucciniomycetes; Pucciniales; Melampsoraceae
Exons: 2
Coding region: 24-278 (84 amino acids)
Source: RefSeq, a predicted model, not a curated record